AUGGAGUCGGCAGUAGCACAAAAUCUUGCGAUCCGUAACUUAUACGCCAAGGUGGAAAAGGUCGGUGAAGGUACCUACGCGUCCGUCUUCCUCGCUCGCAACGUCAAGACAGGACAGAAGGUAGCUAUCAAGAAGAUCAAGAUCGUCUCGAACGAGAACGGUAUGGAUGUCACGGCGAUACGCGAAGUCAAGUUCUUGAAAGAGCUCAGUCAUCCCAACGUGAUCAAGAUGGUCGAUGUCUUCUCCUCCGGCUCCUCAUCACCCUCUCUGAAUCUGGUACUCGAGUUCCUGGACACCAAUCUGGAAGCGCUAAUCAAGGACAAAGCGUUGAUCUUCACCCAAGCGGACAUCAAGAGCUGGAUGGCGAUGCUGUGUCGAGGCAUGGAGUACUGUCAUCGCAACUGGGUACUGCAUCGCGAUUUGAAGCCCAACAACUUGCUCAUCUCUCCUGAGGGCGAAUUGAAGAUUGCCGAUUUUGGUCUUGCCCGCGAACACGGCGACCCUGGUGCACGCAUGACCCACCAGGUGGUCACAAGAUGGUACCGACCGCCAGAACUGCUGCUCGGAUCGCGCGCUUACUCUUCCGCUGUCGACAUGUGGAGUGUUGGCUGCAUCUUUGCCGAGCUCAUGCUUCGCGUCCCAUACCUGCCUGGCGAGUCGGAUGCCGAGCAGUUGACGACUAUUUUCAAAGCCCUUGGCACACCAACAGAGAAAGAUUGGCCCAGCCACAAGCGGCUUCCGGACUAUACAACGUUCGAGCAGCACCCCAAAUCCAACCUAGCUGACCUCUUUUUGGCAGCAAGCCCAGAAGCGCUCGACUUCUUGCAAAGGACCUUGCUCUAUGAUCCACUCAAACGACUCAGCGCCAAUCAAGCGCUGCAUCACUCUUACUUCAAGCAGAGUCCGCCACCGACACCGUUCAGGCAGCUACCAAGACAUCCGACCAAAGCACUGGAUCCCAACGAUCCAGCAGCACACCCACUGCUGUCAGAUAGCAAGGAGAAGAACGAAGCACGUGAAAAGCAGCAAUCUCAAGGGCAGAGCGACGUCAAUGGCAAGAAACGACCGCUCGAUGCGAAGGAGAUCGAAGAGAGGAAACGUCUUGCGCGAAAGCUUGCAUUCGAAUGA
Molecule: messenger RNA, 1128 nt
Organism: Ustilago hordei
Lineage: Eukaryota; Fungi; Basidiomycota; Ustilaginomycetes; Ustilaginales; Ustilaginaceae
Product: putative KIN28 - cyclin-dependent ser/thr protein kinase
Exons: 2
Coding region: 1-1128 (375 amino acids)
Biological process (GO): positive regulation of transcription by RNA polymerase II; protein phosphorylation
Cellular component (GO): transcription factor TFIIH holo complex; cytoplasm; nucleus
Molecular function (GO): cyclin-dependent protein serine/threonine kinase activity; RNA polymerase II CTD heptapeptide repeat kinase activity; ATP binding
Source: RefSeq, a predicted model, not a curated record